AUGCCGCCGCUGACUUACAUACGCUUUCUGAUUCCGAAGUGGCCAUUGUUCAUGCUGGCAUCGGUCAUCUCCAUUCUACAGCUGGAAAAUAGCCCGGACCUCUCCAGCUAUGACACCAAAGACUUAUUCGAUUCUUACGACUACGUCAUAGUGGGCGCCGGCACAGCGGGGUGCGUGCUGGCGAACAGGCUGUCAGCUGAUCACCACAGGACAGUUCUUCUGAUUGAGGCCGGUGGUGUCGAGAAUGCGGCGACGGACAUACCACUGUUUGCGCUGUUGCACUUCCACGGGGAGUUCGACUGGGACUAUCGCACCGAACCACAGCAGCACGGCUGCUUAGGCAUGAAGGAACACAGGUGCGACUGGGCGCGCGGUAAGGCUCUCGGUGGCUCGAGCGUUACCAACUUUCAGCUGUACGUGCGUGGUAACAAGAGAGACUUUGACUAUUGGGAGCAGAGACAUGGCGCCAAGGGAUGGUCUUACAAAGACGUGCUUCCCCACUUCAAGAAGUUCGAGAGCUACAAGGUACCCAAUGCCAACAGCGAAUAUCGAGGUUUCAAUGGGGAGCUACCAGUAACCAUUCCUGUCACUAAAACAGAGCUUCAACCAGCUUUCUUGAAAGCUGGCGAAGAGUUAGGAUUCAAGGUUGUCGACUACAACGCCGAAGACCAGACUGGUUUCGCACCUAUGCAGGCUACCGUGUUCGAAGGUCGCCGCUGGAGCUCCGCUAAGAGCUUCAUCAGGCCAGUGUACAAGGAGAGAGCAAAAAACCUUCACAUAUCACUGCUGAGCAGAGCUACAAUGGUUGUGUUUGAUAACAAACGUGCCGUGGGCGUGAAGUUCAUCAAGGAUGGUAAAGAGAAAACAGUAAAGGCUAAGCGGGAGGUGAUUCUUUCCGGUGGUACAAUCGGAAGCACACAGCUUCUACUCCUGUCUGGUGUGGGCCCGAAAGAUGACCUCAACAAGUUGGGCAUUCACGUGGUGGCAGACCUGCCGGUGGGCCACAACCUCCAGGACCACGUCUUCAUUCUUGGCAUGGCGGCCACCACGACAAAGAAUGUGGUAGUGUGGCCACAAACUGUCACCGCAGCCACCGAGUACGCUGUUUUCAAAACUGGUCCGUUCUCUCUUCCGGCUGCAAUCGAGGCUACAGCCUUCAUGAACACGUCCUACGGGUCUAGGGAAUAUCCAGACUUCCAGCUGUACCUUCUCAGUGUAUCCGGUGCAAGUGUCGAAGGCGAGCGGUUCAUAACAGACCUCGGCGUUCGACAGGACAUAUACGAUGCGUACUUCAAGCCUAAGCGUGGAAGCAGCGCGUUUAAUAUCGGCAUAGUGAUGAACCGCUUGAAGAGCAGAGGGUACAUCAAGCUCCGAAGCAAAAACUACCACGAUACGCCCAUAUUGGAUCCCCGCUACUACUCACACCCCGAUGACCCGAAAAUGGCAGCUCAAGCAAUCAGCCAGAUCGUCAACUUGAUGAAGACCAAAGCACUCGCUGCGCUGGGAACCAAGCUGUGGGACGUGCCUUUGCCGCCAUGCAAGGCGCACUCAAUGUGGAGCAACGAGUACAAUGAAUGCAUGGCAAAGCAUCUCUCGCCAACAUCGUGGCAUCAGUGCUGCACGAAUCCCAUGGGAAAUGGCAACAACGCCGUCGUGGAUCCGAGGCUAAGGUAA
Rhipicephalus sanguineus (brown dog tick) is the source of this 1674-nucleotide messenger RNA. Its product is annotated as glucose dehydrogenase [FAD, quinone]. The record is from RefSeq and is a predicted model, not a curated record. Lineage: Eukaryota; Metazoa; Arthropoda; Arachnida; Ixodida; Ixodidae. Gene Ontology annotation, molecular function: flavin adenine dinucleotide binding; oxidoreductase activity, acting on CH-OH group of donors. The transcript has 10 exons. The coding region runs from base 1 to 1674 and encodes 557 amino acids.